Elephantulus edwardii (Cape elephant shrew) is the source of this 879-nucleotide messenger RNA. RefSeq names its product carbonic anhydrase IV (gene CA4). Gene Ontology annotation, molecular function: carbonate dehydratase activity; zinc ion binding. The record is from RefSeq and is a predicted model, not a curated record. Bases 1 to 879 code for a protein of 292 amino acids. The transcript has 8 exons. Gene Ontology annotation, cellular component: plasma membrane. Lineage: Eukaryota; Metazoa; Chordata; Mammalia; Macroscelidea; Macroscelididae.
AUGGUGGGCGAGUCACACUGGUGCUACGACAUUCAAGCCAAGGAAUCCAGCUGCUUGGAGCCAGAUAAAUGGAGUGGAAGCUGCCAGGGGAACAAUCAAUCCCCUAUCAACAUUGUCACCAGCAAGGCCCACGUGAACCACUCCCUGGGGUCCUUUUCUUUCUUUGGCUAUGACAAGAAGCAUUCAUGGAGUGUUCAAAACAACGGGCACACAGUGAUGGUGAACCUGGAGAAUAACAUCUCUAUUGCUGGUGGAGGACUGGCCACCAGAUACUGGGCCAAACAGCUGCACCUGCACUGGUCCCAACAGCUGGACAAGGGCUCAGAGCACAGCCUGGACGGGGAGCACUUUGCCAUGGAGAUGCACAUCGUCCAUGAGAAGGAGGGCAUAUCAAGGAACAAGAAAGAGGCCAAGAACUCCAAAGAUGACAUUGCUGUGCUGGCCUUCCUGGUGGAAGCUGGCUCUAAGAAUGAUGGCUUCCAGGCCCUGGUGGAGGUGCUGGAUGACAUCCCCAAACCCCAUAUGAGCACUACUAUGAAGAAGAACAUCACCCUGCUGGACCUGCUUCCCAAGGAGGAGAAACUGAAGCACUACUUCCGCUACCUGGGCUCCCUCACCACGCCGGACUGCUCUGAGACAGUCGUGUGGACUGUGUUUGAGGAGCCCAUUCAGCUCCAGGAAGAGCAGAUCCAGGCCUUCUCCCAGAAGCUGUUCUUCAACGAAGAGAAGACGCUGAAUAUGAUGGACAACGUUAGGCCUCUGCAGCGUCGGGGACAGCGACCUGUGUACAAGUCUCAGGCCCCAGGACUGCCGCUGCCCUUGCCCCUGCCCGCCCUGCUGGCCCCCACGCUUAUCCUUAUGGCCAGCCUGCUCCACUGA